This is a messenger RNA of Adineta steineri, 1017 nucleotides long. The record is from the annotation of a GenBank genome assembly. NCBI's taxonomy places the organism in Eukaryota, Metazoa, Rotifera, Eurotatoria, Adinetida, Adinetidae.
AUGAUCGCAAGAAUUUUUCUUCUAGAAACAAAAUUGAGCAUAUCAUCUACUCUCACUACUACACCUCUGUUUACCUCAGCUUUAACGUCAUCUGCAUCGCCUACGACAGUAGUACUUGAUGUAACAACAACAUCCAGUGGUUUAAAAUGGAAUUCGAGCGGUAUUACCGUUGCGAGUGGUAAUGGAAAUAGUAGUAUUCUAAAUCCUUAUGCAAUAUUUGUUGAUGAUGAAUAUUAUCUUUAUAUUGCGGAGAAAGGAAAUAGUCGAAUUUCUAAAUGGCCUUCAAACUCCAAUGGUUCGGCAUCGUCAUCUGUAUUUCGUACUGGUAAUAGCCAAUUAAAUCAACCGCCAAGUUUAUAUGUAAAUAGUGCAACUGGUGGAAUAUAUGUUGCGGAUGAAUCAAAUAAUCGUGUUGUAUUUUUUGCUAAUGGAUCAAUAAAUGGUUCUAAUGUAACAACUUCAUUAUCCGGUCCAGCAUAUUCAGUUAAUGCGAUUUAUUUAAAUCCAAAUGGAACUAUUUUUAUUGGAGAUUCAACUCGAAAUCGUAUAUAUAAUUGGAUUACUAAUGAAACAGUAGUCGGUGGAUACGGAACUGGUCAAGCUGCAAAUCAAUUCAAUGCAAUUAAGCGCUUUUUUAUCGAUACCAGUUACUCUUUUUACGUACCUGAUUCAAAUAAUAACCGCGUGCAAAAAUGGUUCAGAGGAGCAACAUCAGGUAUAACAGUUGCGGGUGGUUAUGGUUUGGGUUCAAAUGCAAGUCAAUUAUCAGGACCAUUAGGUGUAGUGGUUGACAGUCAAGGUGGAAUUAUUGUUUGUGAUUCAAAUAAUCAUCGAGUGCAACGAUGGAGUAACAACAGUACAACAAUUGGUCAAACAAUUGCAGGUUAUUCAAAUGGUACGUCAGGUUCAGGUCCAUAUGGAUUAAAUUCACCAAAAGGAAUUGCUCUUGAUAAAAAUAACAAUUUAUAUGUUGUUGAUGCGAAUAAUCUUCGAAUACAAAAAUUCAAUGUAUUAUAA